AUAACAAAAACAAAACUAACUGAGCAAAAUGGCGUACUGUUAUGGAGUAUAGACGUACUAUGUAAUCGCUGUCAAACUAAACGUGUCCUAGCCAUACCCAUAGCCGAUAAUUUACUAAGCGCACGUGAUUCGUGAGCGGUAUCGAGCAUUAACCUCGGCUAAACGGAUCGAAUAGUGUUUUAAUUGGUAAGACUGAGGGAUCAAUUUUUAAAAACAAAUAUCUAUGGUUCUAAUAGUAAAUACUAACUAAUCUAUUGUCAUUGAAUAAAGAAAUGGUUUUGUCAUUUUAAUUAAAAACAAUAAUAAAUAAUUUAAACAUGAGUUAUGCAGAAAAACACAACAGCACGGAGGUGAUAAGUAAAGAAGAUUGGUUGAAUCGUUUGGAAGGAACUCAUAUUCAAAGGUCUGACAUGAAUAAGCUAAUUAUGAAUUAUUUAGUAACAGAGGGAUUUAAAGAAGCAGCUGAAAAAUUUCAACAAGAAUCUGGCGUAACUCCAACAGUCGAUUUAAAUACACUUGAUGACAGAAUUCGUAUUCGAGAUGCUGUACAAAGUGGUCGUGUUCAAGAAGCGAUGACUUUAGUCAAUCAGUUACACCCAGAACUUUUAGACAAUGAUCGAUAUUUAUAUUUUCAUUUACAACAACUACAAUUGAUUGAGUUAAUUCGAGAAGGGCGAGUAGAAGGAGCUCUCCAUUAUGCACAAUGGCAAUUAAGUGAAACUGGACAAUCACAACCUGGGGCACUUCAUGAACUAGAACGCACGUUAGCUUUAUUAGCAUUUGCUCAGCCAGAAAAUUCACCAUUUGCAGAUUUAUUAUCACCAGCACACAGACAAAAAGUUGCAAGUGAAUUAAAUGCUGCUAUACUGAAAAUUGAAAAUCAAGAUACAACUUCGCCAAAAUUAUCAACUUUAUUAAAAUUGAUUUUAUGGGCACAAGAUAAAUUGGAUCGAAAGAAGGUGAAAUAUCCACGUAUGUCCGAUUUGGGAUCUGCCACAAUUGAGAAUUCCAAAUAAAUUUUUUUUUAUAGUUAAUUGAUUGGUGGUUGGUGAUUACACAGACAAAUGAAUUUAUUGUAGUAUCACCUGUCUGUGUAAAUGUGAUUAUUUGAUUAUUAACAUUAUUAGUUAACUUAUAAUUUCUGAAUACUUUGUAUAUUUCCUUGUCAAUCUAUAUUUUGCUAAAUAAGUAAAAUUAUUCAUGUCAAAAUAAAUUUUUUUAAAUAA
Molecule: messenger RNA, 1226 nt
Organism: Chrysoperla carnea
Lineage: Eukaryota; Metazoa; Arthropoda; Insecta; Neuroptera; Chrysopidae
Gene: Hou
Product: glucose-induced degradation protein 8 homolog
Exons: 4
Coding region: 318-1016 (232 amino acids)
Biological process (GO): proteasome-mediated ubiquitin-dependent protein catabolic process
Cellular component (GO): cytoplasm; nucleus
Molecular function (GO): protein binding
Source: RefSeq, a predicted model, not a curated record